This is a messenger RNA of Zerene cesonia (dogface butterfly), 1555 nucleotides long. Its product is annotated as transmembrane protein 179. The record is from RefSeq and is a predicted model, not a curated record. The transcript is spliced from 5 exons. NCBI's taxonomy places the organism in Eukaryota, Metazoa, Arthropoda, Insecta, Lepidoptera, Pieridae. Bases 115 to 837 code for a protein of 240 amino acids.
AUGACAGUUGACACUACAUAUAUCUAUGACAUGACAUAUUUACGUAGUUUGUGAUUUUUGAUAUUUUUAUUUACUUUCGUGAAAAUUAACAAAGGUGGUUGAUUGUGCAUAAAAAUGGCACUAACGAAUGUAUUGCUAUUAAGUCAAAUAGCUGGCUAUGUGUUUGGCCUUAUUUUGUCGUUAUGCAUUAUUGUGCCUUUGAGUAUGCACCAAGAUGAAUUCAAUGGCCACUGUCUCCUAUUCUCGAAGGGCACCUGGCAAGAGGAAGAUGGUCAGCUGCUGGUGAUGUGGGCUUCUAGAGCCUACUGCAACUAUGUUAUUGUUGUUGGCAUUCUCAUGUUUAUCGUAUGCUGCAUUCAAAUAUACAGGUUAUCAGUAUUUGUCUGUAAAGGUAUAGACAGUUCAUUCCUCUCAGCCUUCAUAGAGGCUGUGGGAUGUGUGAUCUUCUGCGGUCUGGCCAUCACGGCAGCCCUGAUUGUCACCUUGGGCUUCAUGACUUGGUGUCAGAAUAUUGUUGAACGGUUUCCUAGUUGUGAAGAUGCGACCGGCCAGGAUAUAGAUAAAAAGGACCAAAUUUCUACACAUGGUUUUUACAUUGAGCUCGGUACGGCGCAGUUCGGUGCCUGGGCCCUGUUCGCCCUGUGGGUCGGUCUGGCGGUGUUCAGCACCCUGAAGGUGUGUCGCUACCACCAGCUGCAGAACAUCCAGGUGUCCAUGUACCGCGAGAGGCAGCGGCUCGUCAACGAACCGCCCGGUCGGUCAACACCCCCCAUCGACUCGAUCCACAAUUCAAACUACCCGCAUAGUAUUGAUAAUUCUAAAAUAACCGCAAAUUGAAAAUUUGUUUAUAUUCAUUAUACUUGCAACAUGUGGAGUAGAAAUUUAAAAGAACAUAGCGUAUCUGUUGAAGCGGCAAUGUUUCGUUGUAUGAGGGUAAAUUAAAGAGAACUAAAAGUUUUUAUCGUUUGAAAUUCCCGCUUAAAAACAUAUAUUUUUUAAUUUAUCAACAAAGAUUUAAAAGAUUAUUGUAUUCAUUAAAUCAUUAAUGAUUCAUGUAAAAAAAAAACGUAACUUUUUUAUGUGAUUUGCUCUGUUCAAAUAAACCAUUGUUCUGUUUAAAACUAUAUUAAUUACAGUUUGGUUUCAAUGUUAACGCCACUGUAGUUGAUUCUGAAAUCAUUAUUUACAGCUUCGUUUCUCUUUAAGAUUUACCCCUACACGCCACACUAUGUUAAAUCAAAGAAUAAAUGUCCAUCAUGUGCUUUUAAUUGUUGCCAUAUCCAAAUAUAAAUACAGUUUCAGAUUUAAAUUAUUAUUUGCAGUGAUAGUAAUAAAUUUGUCUUGAUUAUCUGUUCCUAGUAGGAAUAUUAUCAAUGAAUUGACUAAUUUACUUAAGACUUAUUUUAAAAUGGAUUGAUUCUUCACAGUCAACAUUGCUAACAGGAAUAUGCUACAUUUUCAGCAAUUAAAUAACAUCAAUUGCAAUUGAAAUCGUAAUUUUAGAAUUACAAACUUAAUACAACAUUGUUAGCUUUGGUCUGUGAGACUCAAUAAA